UUGGAACCGGUUCAUGGUGGUGCCCGAUAGGUGCACGAUGGGUGCGUGGCUAGUUCAGAAGAGUAGCAGUGGUGUCGACGCAGCUGGAUAGCAGCGCCACGCAGAAUCGAAUGCCGAAGUGCAGUGGUUGUGCCAUGUCUUCUGCUGUGUUCCAAACAAGGGUGCGUGUAUGUCGUGUGUGCGUCCCUGUGUGUUGUUUUCGUUCGUGAAUUAACAUUCUCACACCUGUAGCCUUUCUGUACGAAGAUGAAUUCUGGCCUGCUUUCAGCUGUCGUGCAAGUCGCCAUGGAGCUGAUGGAUUCUGACAGCGACGAAGAGUACGAUGACUUAGUCGCAGCAAUAGCAAUGAAAUCGGCGAGAUUGGACCGAAAUCGCAUGCCAAGGUAUUGUGAGGACGUUGUUGACCGGUAUUUUGGUUUCGAGUUACGGAUGUUUCGGCUGUCACGGGAAACGUUCGGGGAUCUCGUUGCCCGCUACCAGACGUCCUCGUUCUUCCCAGAUUCUCCUGGUGGUCGCCCACGGAUUAGUGCAAACAAGACUUGCUUAGUAGUGCUGAGCUACCUCGGUAGCCAGUCGAGUAUGUACUCCCUUGCCGACAGAUUUGAUAUAUCUGAGUCGUCAGUGCGCACGUGCAUUGAGCGCGUAUUGAACUUUUUACUCAGUAUAAGCGAAGAAGUCAUUUCUUGGCCAGACAGUCGUGAGCAAGAACGGAUCAAGACUGGCUUUUUGCUAAGGAGCGAAGGUAAAGGUCCGCGCAACACCAUAGGCUGUGUGGACGGUUGCCACAUAGAGAUUAAGAAGCCGGAGGAGUCGCCGCAUUCGUACUUUAACCGCAAGAAAUUUCCAUCUGUGGUGCUCCAGGGAAUAUGCAAUGACAGGAACAAGUUCAUUGACGUUUUAAUAGGAUUUCCUGUUGAAAAAACAGGUCACUGA
Rhipicephalus microplus (southern cattle tick) is the source of this 933-nucleotide messenger RNA. RefSeq lists its product as uncharacterized. Lineage: Eukaryota; Metazoa; Arthropoda; Arachnida; Ixodida; Ixodidae. The record is from RefSeq and is a predicted model, not a curated record.